AUGUACUCCAAAACGGGAGUCGUCACUCAGUUAACAGACCUAAGAUCUCAGGCUCAUCGAGUCAUACUUGACUGGGUUAGUUGCUUCCAAUUUACUGUCGACUCUGGCACGUUCCUAAAAGUCGCCUACGUAUUGCCCGUAUCAUAUGCGCAGACGUUGGGCUCAGAGGCCAUUUACGAAUCUGUUUACAUGGAACUUCGUCAAGGUGAACAAUCAGAGGGACUAACUCAAUUUAUUAUCCCGACUGGCUGGAUAAGGGUCUGCAUGUAUACUGAUCGUGACCUCGUUACAAGGCCUGUAUUACAGAAGGUUGCAGAGGCUGAGACAGAAGGAUCCCUUUUCCGAUCAGAUGGUCCUUCGUUUGACGGCGCUUCGUUUGAAGACAGCGACUUCUUAUCCGCAUUCAACGAUUGGAUCGACACCUCCUCAGUUCCUGCCGUAGGUGGCACUACAUCUCCAGUCUCUUCUGGGGUGGAGCUACUUUCCCAAGUUCCUGAUGACGAAGGUGUCCCGUCGUCAAAUGGUCCAGGUUCCAUGUUCACCACAUUCCUUCUGACACCACUUUUCAACGUCACUGCUAGCGGUCAAAGUUUGCCUGGAGCCUCAAGCUUGCAGCGUUAUGUGUUAUGCACCCCAGCCGAUUUUAAGGCUGGGAUCAUUUAUGAUUGCGACUUCCUCGCGGCUCACUUUCCUUUUGCACAUGUAUGCAUACAGGAUGCCAAGGCUCUGGCUAAGAAUUAUCUCACCAUUUGCGGCAUGGACAUGGAUUCAUUCGCCGCGUAUUGCACUCAGGCUAUCGAAGAAAUGUUGACCGUGGCAAACAGUGCCGGUCAACCAGCGGAGUCAGGUUUUCGAUGCUGCAUAACCCAAAAGACCAAAGAUUUAAAUCUAUACAGUCGGGACGCAAUCAAAAUAGUAUCCUCGGAGUACGACAGAUUCAAGAAGGCCUUGAAGGACAACUCGCACCCUCUCGUCAACUGCAAGAAAAAACUUCGAUUGGAUGGUUUUGCCUUGAAUACCAAGCGUCCCCAUGAGAUCAUUCCCUACAUCACUAGCAUCACUGGCUUAACAGCUUGGAACGGCACCAAUCUAUAUCGACGCAAGACAAUUCUAAUCUUACUGGCAUAUCGGAUCUUGAAGGUGGUUCAUCAGCACAAAUCCAACCGGUCCCUGCUGGAACUAUUCCCUCAUCAGUAUGAAAGCCUUCCGGAGCACUCUAUCGCACUAGUGUGCGCCAUGUACGUGAUACGGUUCAGGCGGGUAUUUCCUGGACACGAAAUUCACAAAAUAUCUUCUCCCAUUUUGGAAAGGGAGGCAUGCCACCAGUUGGUUCUCCUCAGGAGGGCCCGUGAGGGCACCAGUGAUGCAGCUGUUGCACUGAAUCGGUGGAUCAAUACGCGUCAUGGAGACGGUGGCUGGGAACAGGACCUGUUGAGUGAAUUUUAUCAAGUUUUUCAGCUGACUCACUGGUCCCGUAAUUUCCUCGAGUGCACCAAUUACUUUCCUAACCUUAUCGUACGCCACAUCACUUUGAAUAUUGUCCCGCGCUCGUUGAAUGGAAUCCGUAAUUUCGUUGUUGAAGUCACCGUCAAGGUGGCAUCUGACGAGACCACCACGCGGAAAGAGAAGACCAUGUCUUUGAGAAAGAACACCUACAGCGACGUCUUGAGUAACUUGAGACUUGUUGUCAUCGAGCGAAUGAUGAAGCCAGAGGAGGUACUAAUUGUCGAAAAUGACGAGGGUGAAAUCAUUCGUGAAUUCAUGAAGGAAUUGGGUAUGAUUGUCCUCUAUAAGUAG
Suillus fuscotomentosus is the source of this 1797-nucleotide messenger RNA. RefSeq lists its product as uncharacterized. Bases 1 to 1797 code for a protein of 598 amino acids. Lineage: Eukaryota; Fungi; Basidiomycota; Agaricomycetes; Boletales; Suillaceae. The transcript is spliced from 14 exons. The record is from RefSeq and is a predicted model, not a curated record.